GAGUUAGUGAGAUGGCUCCUCGAGCACGGAGCGUCGGCGAACAACAAGAACAACGAUGGAUGGUCCGAGAUGAUGACUGCUGCUCAAAUCGGAGAUGUUGAUGCCAUGCUUGUUUUACUGGAAAGUGGCGCGAAGAUCGUCCGACCCGAUUUUGCUGACAGGGACGUACUGCAAGUUGCAUGCGAGUACGGGCAUCUGGAGAUUGUUCGCGCGUUGAUACAGCACGGAGCCGCUGUUAACGUGGAGCAAGAACAUGGAGCAAGUCCGUUAAUGCGAGCUGUUGGUGGCGGCCACACCUCUGUGGUGAGGUUUCUCGUGGAAAGCGGU
Molecule: messenger RNA, 327 nt
Organism: Phytophthora sojae
Lineage: Eukaryota; Oomycota; Peronosporomycetes; Peronosporales; Peronosporaceae
Exons: 1
Molecular function (GO): protein binding
Source: RefSeq, a predicted model, not a curated record